Messenger RNA from Linepithema humile (Argentine ant), 572 nucleotides. RefSeq names its product translocase of outer membrane 20 (gene Tom20). NCBI's taxonomy places the organism in Eukaryota, Metazoa, Arthropoda, Insecta, Hymenoptera, Formicidae. Gene Ontology annotation, cellular component: mitochondrial outer membrane translocase complex; mitochondrial outer membrane. Gene Ontology annotation, biological process: tRNA import into mitochondrion; protein import into mitochondrial matrix; protein targeting. Gene Ontology annotation, molecular function: transmembrane protein transporter activity. The record is from RefSeq and is a predicted model, not a curated record.
AGGAUCGCUAGCGCGCGUACAAUAGGGAAAGCAACUUUUUCUAUGAUGGCCGUGAGUGCGAGGAAGGAUUUGUGAAUUUUGUCGUAGUAUUGGAAUUUAUACACUUUAGUACAAUGAUGUCCAAAGCCGCAGUAGGCAUAGCUGUUGGCAUCGCCGGAAUUUUCGUCGGCUAUUGCUUUUAUUUCGAUCAGAAACGCCGCAGCGAUCCCGAUUUCAAGAAAAAGCUCCGGGAACGUAGAAGAGCCAAAAAACAAGCACAAAAAGCUUCUUCAAAGAUACCAGAUUUAAGAGAUCAUGAAUUAGUGCAGAAAUUCUUUUUGCAAGAGGUACAACUUGGAGAAGAAAUGCUUGCUUGUGGAGAGAUAGAAGGUGGAAUUGAGCAUUUAGCUAAUGCAGUAGCAGUAUGUGGACAACCAGCUCAAUUGUUAACUGUUCUGCAAAAAACUCUGCCACCACCAAUUUUCCAAAUUUUGGUACAACGAUUACCUAUGGUUGGCCAGAAACUAGUAUCACAAACUCAAAUGGCAGAGGAAGACGUCGAGUAGAUUAAUAUAAAGUUGACAAUUCUUAAA